AUGCCUUCAACGAACGACCUCGCUGAUCCCAAGGAAUAUCAGAAGAUCUUCCACUGGGCCGAGACACAAAAGGAUGGAGUUAUUCCGUCCUUCAACACACGAAAAAAUGAUCCAUACAAGUAUCAAGAAGGAUUCGGAAAUCAUUUCUCCUCCGAGGCAAUCCCCGGGACAAUCCCACAGGGCCAGAACUCUCCACGGAAUGUUCGUUUUGGGUUGUAUGCCGAACAAAUGACAGCUUCAGCGUUCGUUGCGCCCCGAAAUGCGAACAAAAAGGCAUGGUUGUACCGUGUGCGGCCAGCCGUGGCUCAUCAGGGAUUUACUGAACUUCCCGACAACAAAGAUACAGAGUCCUGCUUUCUCCCCCUUAAUCCCAAGAUCCACGUCUCGCCUACCCAGCUAGCUUGGCUGCCAACAGAGAUUCCAACCGAAGAGACAGAUUUUGUCAGCGGACUUCGCACAUUUGCCGGCUCUGGGGACCCUACACUGCGAGAAGGCCUGGCAACGCACGUGUACGCUGCUAACAAGAGCAUGACCAAGAAGGCAUUUGUGAACUCUGACGGAGAAUUCUUGAUCGCUCCCGAGAAAGGAGCACUGGACAUCCAAACCGAAUUUGGCCCUCUGUUCGUGCAGCCGGGGGAGAUUGUGAUUAUCCAACGAGGCAUUCGAUUCCGCGUGGAGCUGCCUGAUGGGCCCUCUCGAGGAUAUAUUCUUGAGAUUUGGGGCAGCACUUUUGAGCUUCCUGAGCUGGGGCCUCUGGGGUCUAACAGUCUUGCCAAUACGCGAGACUUUUUGACCCCCACAGCCAAGUAUGAGGUUAUCAAAGAGCCAUGGGAGAUUGUGUAUAAGCUUGGAGGAAAGUUCUUCAAGAGCACGCAACAGCAUUCCCCUUUCGACGUUGUUGCGUGGCACGGUAAUUACAUCCCUUAUAAGUACGAUAUGACCAAGUUUAUCAAUGUGGGGUCUAUAUCUGUUGAUCAUAUCGAUCCGUCCAUCUUUUGCAUUUUGACUGCCAAAUCUCGAGACCUGGCAGCACCUCUGGCGGAUCUCCUGAUCUUCUCUCCUCGAUGGGAUGUUGCUUCCCAUACAUAUCGCCCACCUUACUAUCACCGGAAUGCUGCCUCGGAAUUGAUGGGUUUGAUAUAUGGUGACUACGGUGGCCGAUCAGACGAGUUUAUGCCUGGCAGCAUUUCAUUUGAAUGCGGAAUGGUCCCCCAUGGUGUCGCAUACGACCAAUUCAAAGCCGCUACCGAGUCAGCACCUCCGGUGAUGCAAAUCUCGCCUGCGUCCAUUGCCAUCAUGUUUGAGUCAUCACGGCCAUUCACUAUUACAGACUAUGCGUGGAACUCGAACAAGAAGCAUGAACACGAGCCCAAGAUGUGGGAUAAUUUGGUUGAUAACUUUUCAGCACACCAGAAGGAGAUCGAUGAGAUUCUGUCCAAGCAGGGAGAAGUCAAUGGUAAGCAUUGA
This is a messenger RNA of Talaromyces rugulosus, 1467 nucleotides long. RefSeq lists its product as uncharacterized. Gene Ontology annotation, molecular function: homogentisate 1,2-dioxygenase activity. Gene Ontology annotation, biological process: L-phenylalanine catabolic process. Gene Ontology annotation, cellular component: cytoplasm. The coding region runs from base 1 to 1467 and encodes 488 amino acids. The transcript has 7 exons. The record is from RefSeq and is a predicted model, not a curated record. NCBI's taxonomy places the organism in Eukaryota, Fungi, Ascomycota, Eurotiomycetes, Eurotiales, Trichocomaceae.